CUUUUUUUUUUAUCUCUAAAUAUAAGUUUGAUUCCUGAAUGGAGACGCGGACUGACAUCCUCUGACAGUCCGUGUGUACGGAGGGAGUCACACGCUGUUGGUGUUACAUGUGUCCCGGAGCAGAUAGUCUGCUUCUCAGAGGCAGGACGAGUCCAAAUAAACCAUAAUGACUUGAUACCUCUAGAAAUCCCACACAGGUCUAGACCGGUGAAGACGGUGUUAGAGCAUCGGACAAAACACUCCACUGUGCACCAGAGAGCUUGGUGACAUUCAUCAGAAAACCACCCAGCUUCUAAAAAACUAUCACGGCUAAUAGGGGGGAAAACACGAGCGCCAUUUCCGGGUUCGUGACAUCGGCUAUAGUGGAGCGGGACGUCGGUGUGAGGGGCGGCGGAGGAGCAGCGGUGUCGGUUUCCAUACCCGGGCUGGUGGAGGACAGCAUGGCUGCGGGGAAGGGAGCAGGGAAGCCCGCCUCGCUGUGGGACAACAUGCGGAUACGCUUCAUCGUCUGCUUCAUCGGAGUGUUCGUGUGUUACUUUUAUUACGGCAUAUUACAAGAGACCAUCACCCGAGGGGAUUAUGGCGAAGGAGAAAAGAAGGAGAAGUUCAUAUUCGCAAGGACAUUGGUCUUCAUCCAGUGCAUCAUCAAUUCGCUGUUUGCUAAGAUCUUGAUCCAGUUUUUUGAGCCUUCAAAACAAGAUCACACCAAGAACUGGCUCUAUAUACUGUGUUCCCUGUCUUAUCUUGGAGCCAUGGUGUCCAGUAACUCUGCCCUUCAGUAUGUUAACUAUCCCACACAGGUAUUGGGAAAAUCCUGCAAGCCCAUACCAGUGAUGAUCCUUGGAGUUACGAUACUGAGGAAGAAGUACCCGCUGGCUAAGUACCUGUGUGUGCUGCUGAUCGUGAGCGGCGUUGCUCUGUUCCUCUACAAACCCAACAAGAGCUCAGCUGUGGCAGAUGACCACGCGUUUGGCUUUGGAGAGAUUCUGCUGCUGGUCUCAUUGACAUUGGACGGUUUGACUGGUGUGGCCCAGGACCACAUGAGGGCUCGCUUCCAGGCGAGUGCCAACCACAUGAUGCUGAACAUCAACAUGUGGUCCACCCUGGUGCUGGGACUAGCUGUGUUGUGGACCGGGGAGAUCUGGGAUUUCCUGAGUUUCACUGAACGUCACCCCAGCAUCUUCUACAAUAUUCUCCUGUUUGGACUCACCAGUGCUUUAGGGCAGACCUUCAUCUUUAUGACGGUGGUGUACUUCGGGCCUCUGACCUGCUCCAUCGUCACCACCACGAGGAAGUUCUUCACAAUCCUUGGCUCCGUUCUUCUGUUUGGCAACGUCAUGUCUACUAUGCAGUGGGUCGGCACCAUCCUAGUUUUCCUCGGUCUUGGAUUUGAUGCUAAAUUUGGCAAGGGCCCAAAGAAGACGACGCACUAACACAUCUGGAACGCAGAGAGAGACAGAAACAUUGCAGAAGAAAUGCAGACACUUUCGAGCCAGUAUCUUUAUUUUCUUAAGACAUCCAGUAUAGGCAAACUGUGCCUAUGAUAUGUUCAAGUACCCUAUACGUUUUUUUUACAUUAACUGUAUUUAAAAGUCGUCUUAGUUUUCACUCCCAUAUUUCUGUUCUGUUGAUUAUACUGUAAAGAACGUUUAACUAGGGAUCAAGUUCUGACUGAGCUGCCAUGAGCACUUAACAUUGUGUUUGCACCACAAGCUACGACGGUUUUGUGGAAGAAUUUGGACUGGCUGACAGUUGCUCCAUUGAGACAAAUCUUUUAAUGUUUCUGAAACCAGCUCGCCUCCCUCGAAUGGAAGUUGAACCAAACAAAGCCUAAGAAUUUCAGCAUUUAACUUACCACCAAAUAUGGUUUGAUUUACAAAUUGUUGCUUGAUUAUCACAUCCUGUUUAUUUCUUGGCAAACAAUUAGCCAAGUUUCCUGCCAUUUAUAAAUAAUGAACGAUUGUAUGUGGCCUGUUGUGUUAUGUCCAAUCUUACUAUUGAAUUGUUUUUACUUUUAUUUUCUACAAGUCGAAAAUCACUUGCCAUAAAAGGGAUAUUGUGAUAUAA
Molecule: messenger RNA, 2067 nt
Organism: Hippoglossus stenolepis (Pacific halibut)
Lineage: Eukaryota; Metazoa; Chordata; Actinopteri; Pleuronectiformes; Pleuronectidae
Gene: slc35b1
Product: solute carrier family 35 member B1
Exons: 9
Coding region: 441-1433 (330 amino acids)
Biological process (GO): UDP-galactose transmembrane transport
Cellular component (GO): endoplasmic reticulum membrane; Golgi membrane
Molecular function (GO): UDP-galactose transmembrane transporter activity; UDP-glucose transmembrane transporter activity
Source: RefSeq, a predicted model, not a curated record